CACAUGCUCAUGCAUGCACGCAAGAGCACACAGUCACAGACAGUGGUAGAACGGGGCCAACCAGACAAAAUCAGGAUAUGACAUCAUUCCCAGGAAGAAAGGCCAAACAACUUUUUUUUCUUCGUCUUUAACUUUUUCCCCCUCCUUUGCUGUGCUGUGCAGUGCUGUGGUGUGUUGUGUUGUGUGCCACUGAGUAAGUUCGGAGCCUCCUGGUCUGGUUUGGUCUGGUGCUGUCUGAAAGGGAGGGAGUGUCCGGAGGCACAAGAGGGGACAAAUCAAAUCAGUCUCCCGUUCGUGGGGAGUUCUAUUUGAGCCACUGACACAGGAAUUCUCCCGAGCCUUCCCACGUCUCGCCAUAACAUUCCAAACCAUUCAAGUGGGACUCAGGCCAGGGCGGGUCCUGUUGCUCCUCCAUUGUCCACAGCAUGAGAUAACAUUUCUGAAAGAGCGCUCUUUGCAACAUUCCUGUUGUUCUACUUCGGAAAAAAAAAAACAGCCAAGAUGAACCUCUGCCUUGGGCAAGUGUUCAGCAAAGAUAAGACGUUCAGGCCGCGGAAGCGCUUCGAGCCUGGCACGCAGAGGUUUGAGCUGUACAAGAAAGCCCAGGCCUCGCUCAAGUCCGGCCUGGAUCUGCGCAAAGUGGUUCAGCUGCCUGAAGGCGAGAGCCUCAACGACUGGAUUGCGGUGCAUGUGGUGGACUUCUUCAAUCGCAUCAACCUCAUCUACGGCACGGUCAGUGAGUUCUGUUGCGAGCGCACCUGCCCUAUAAUGUCCGGUGGCCCGCGCUACGAGUAUCGCUGGCAGGACGGUGACCACUACAAGAGACCCACCAAGCUGCCUGCGCUGAUGUACAUGAACCUGCUCAUGGAUUGGAUCGAGACGCUCAUCAAUAAUGAGGACAUCUUCCCCACAAGAAUAGGUGUUCCCUUCCCAAAGAACUUCCAGCAGGUGUGCAAGAAGAUCUUGAGCCGACUGUUCCGAGUCUUCGUUCACGUGUACAUCCACCACUUUGAUGUUAUUUGUAGUAUGGGGGCAGAGGCUCACAUAAACACCUGCUACAAACACUACUACUUCUUCAUCUCUGAGUUUAGCCUCAUCGAACACUCAGAGCUUGAACCUCUGAAAGAAAUGACAGAAAAAAUCUGUAACUAAUGAGCAAGUAACUCAUGGAACCUUAAAGGACCGAUGGACCAGCAUCACACCAAAAAAACGAAGAUCCAAGCAAGUGGACAGAAGGUCUAGUAUAGGCCUAUAAGAGACUCUAUCUGAUGAUGGCUUGCCCUUUUCUUGACUUUCUUAUUACAGUGAUACUUUAUUGAUGCUGUUUCUGAAACUGUGGUAUCCUCUGCUGUUUCUUAAACUUUGGUAUCUGUUUUUUCCAGCAUUAUUUAUGCAUGUCAAGUUUCAGCACACUUUUGGACCGCAAAUGUGAUUUUUUUUUCUUUCUUUUUUUUCAAUUUGAUAGCCUAUAUUUUUUCUGCAUGACUUUUAUAGCAGGAAAGAUGAGCCGAAAUGCUUAAACUACAUAGCCUACACUUGAAUCAUUAACAUUCCAGUGUUGUAUGAUGACUCCAAAUGCACAAUUUUGGAUAGCCUAGGUGCAGCGCAACAGUGACAAAGGCUACCAUGACGGUUGUUUCCACUUAAGUGUUUAUCAAUUCGUAUGCGGCUUGUUCUAGAAGUGCCAGUUAUCCAGUAGUUUUUAUUUAUUGUUCAGAUUAAAUCUCAACCAACCUUAAAUUGUUGAUUUUUGGUACCAAGCUUGAAAAGCAGUGUAUGUGUAAUUUGUCAUGAUGUUGUUGUUGUUGUUGUUGUUGUUGUUGUUGUUGUUGUUGUCGUUUUUAAUAAUAAAUGCAGUAGCCUGUUAA
Sardina pilchardus (European sardine) is the source of this 1868-nucleotide messenger RNA. RefSeq names its product MOB kinase activator 3C (gene mob3c). Gene Ontology annotation, cellular component: cytoplasm. Lineage: Eukaryota; Metazoa; Chordata; Actinopteri; Clupeiformes; Clupeidae. Bases 502 to 1152 code for a protein of 216 amino acids. The record is from RefSeq and is a predicted model, not a curated record. The transcript has 4 exons.